Saccostrea echinata is the source of this 738-nucleotide messenger RNA. RefSeq lists its product as uncharacterized. The record is from RefSeq and is a predicted model, not a curated record. Gene Ontology annotation, cellular component: nucleus. Lineage: Eukaryota; Metazoa; Mollusca; Bivalvia; Ostreida; Ostreidae. Bases 1 to 738 code for a protein of 245 amino acids. The transcript is spliced from 6 exons.
AUGGCAGUAACUAAGGCAUUGUCCCGAGCUUACUUACCGACCCUUGAUGUGGCUGAAAUGAAAGCUUUUGACUUAUCUGUCAGCAGGGAGAGGCAAGAAGACAGGGAGCGCACCUUUACUGAACUAAGAGGACUAUACACUGUAAUCAUUAAUGGUUUGCUUGACACAAAGAAUGAAACUCCAGUCAGUAUACGGGAUUACUGGACAUCCCAUGGUGAACUAUCAGUAAUGAAUGGUGUUAUAUUUAAGUCUACGUGCGAACUUACGAUUUCACUUAGGACAAAAAGCUUCCCUGACAACCUACUUUCCUUUCUUUUGCACAUGCGCGGUACAUAUUUCCGUGUUUACAUCGGUGUCGUCUGUACCCCCCCCCCCCCCCAAAUGGAUAAAUUGGCAAAGAGAAAACCGAACUGGACAAAUGCAGAGAUAGAGGUGCUGGUACAAGCUGUCACAGAUAAUAUUAAGUUGGUAAAAGGAAAAUUCACACCAUCUAUAACCAAUGAAGUAAAAAAUCGUUGCUGGGCCGAGAUAACGUCACAUGCUACCGCCGAAGCGAAUAUUGUUGGAACAAUUUCAAAGUCCUCGCUGGAAGGGGUGCCAGGAGGGGUGGACACCUCAGCUCCAUCACAAAGUCUGAUUAUGGAGAAGGAAACGUCAUAUGUGUAUGAAGCAUCCCCUGCCUCCAUCACGCAAAUGAAACACUCUAUUCCAGAUCACCUGAGCCGAAGGCUCAAGUGA